UUUCGUAUUCACCACUGACUGGGAUAUAAAAGCAGUUGAGCAUCACUACAACCAUUCAAAGUGAUUUUUGUUACUGACCGCAGUGCAACAAACACACACCAACCAACCAGUCAACAAGCCAUUUCUUACAAAUCUUUGGAAAAGAAGAAAAAAAAAAACGCCUAAUUCUGGUCUUAUUGUGUGUGUGGUGCAAGUAGUUGAAUUGCUCAAAAUAAAAGAAACAUUUUUGAAAUUGUGAUAUUUUUGUUUUUGUUUUUUUUUUUUUUUUUUUUUUUCUUUUAAACAAAACACAUAUUUUGUUUGGUUGUGUUUUAAUUGACCCAAAAACAUAGAUAGCAAGUGAGCUAAUUUUAAGCCAUGAAGUUCCAUUUAGUAAUUUUAUCCGCCCUAUUGGCGAGUGCUCUUACUCUUCCCGUACCCGAUGAGGAAGUGUCGCCCGUUCAGACGGUACCCGAAGUUAAAUCUGAAGUAGUACAAACAUCUGAAGAUAAAGUGGCAGAGGUGAUUAUGCCUGAAUCACGUUCGGUCGGCGAGAAGGAUGCACAGACGCAUGCUAAAUCUUUCGAAGAGAAGAAACCGGAGUUGCCUGCCAGCAGUCUCGACGCUGAAUUAUCACCCCAAGCCGUGCCGGAAAAGAAAGAAGAACAAAAACCUGAGAAAAAACAGGAGGAAAGAAAAGAAGAAAAGCUACAAAAGCCGCAACCACAGCAACCAGAACAGAAGUUAGAGAAAAAGAAACAAGAGUCUUUAGAGAAACAGAACCGUAGCGAAGAAGUUGUUGAAGAGGCCAAAGCUUUGCCUGUAGUACACGCUCCGGUUUCAGCUGUAGAGCAUGAGCAAAAACAAUUUGUUGAUGAAGUUAAGCCGGCUGUACAUGAAACGCGUUCAGAAAGCCAAUCGGCGGCUUUUGUUGAAGCAAUCGUGCCAGCUGAGCAGAAAAAAGAGGAGCUUUCAGUAGCUGAAUCACAAGCUGAAAUCAAAACUGAACUACCUGCCGGCAGCCCAAUUGCCUUGGCCGAAGAAAAGCGAGAAGAAACUUCGACACGCCAAGAACGCACUGCCGAAGAGAAACAUCAAGAGGCCGCUCAAGAACCAGCACCAGCAUCAGCCGUCGCGCCAGUCUCUGUUUAUGCUGAACAUUCGACUGAUGUGAAAAGCCUCAAAUCUGAAGAUCCUGUAGCUCAAGAGUCUAAACACGGGGGUGAGGUUGUAGCUCCUGAAGGUAAAUCCCUUGCCAGUUCUGAAAAGAAAGCUGAAGAGCAACCACAGCCGCCAGCAAGCGAACAAAUAGAAUUGAAACAAGAAGAAAAACCAAAGGAGAAACAUGAAGGUGCCAUUAGUGUAGAAGGCAAAAAGUUCGCUGAAGAGCAUGUUGAACAUGAGCACGCUCAUGCUCAUACCCCUGUUGCAGUCGCUGCUGCUGCCGCCUCCUUUUCUGAUGAAGGAAGUGCCCAUGAAACAGAAAAAAAAUACGAAGGACAAGUUUUGAAAAAACUUGAGGAUACCUCGGCCACUACCGAAGAAGAUAAGUCCCAGGAAAUAAAUAAGAAACCCAGCGAAGAGUCCAAGGAAUCGGAAGAAUCCAAGGAAUCAGAGGAAUCCAAGGAAAUUAAGAAAAAUUAGAAUUGAGUCUUAGGCUUAAGUCGCAGGCAACACACCUAACCUCUAAAUGUUACUAACAUCUAAACCAUAUUGGAAAUAACCCCGAAAAUCCUCGCACCUAAAGCCUCUCUUCCUUCUCCUUAUCCUUCUUCCCCUGCCAUCUCUCGUUCAAAUGCAAUUGUGCAUUAGGAUGACAAAUAAACUCUUAACUUUAACUAGUUAGUUAUUAUGUAGUUGUAUACAAAUAAAGAAUCGCUUAAAAAGACGGAUAAAAUGAAGAGGAAAAGAAAAAAGCUACAAAACUCACAGAAAAACAAAUGACAAAACUUUUACUAUUAUACAAAUCUAUAGAAGUUACGAAAUCUAAUAAAAAGAUUAAAAGAGAGUAGUAGUACUAGUAGUAGUAAUAGUAGUAGUAGUAGACAAUAAGAUAAUACAUAAUCAUUUUCGCAGCAACAACAAUAGUAAGAAUAUAACUAUAACAAUAAAGCGAAUUCACUUAUAAACCAAUCCACCCACAACUUGAACUACAAUAGUAAUUUAUGUUUAUUAGUGACUUCUAGAAUAGUAGUACAGUGAUAUACUUUUUAUAUGCAACAGAAAUGCCCACGCACCCCUUCCUCUUAAUAUAGACUCUCCUAUUCUCACAAACACCAACACUUUAUAUAUAUAUAUAUAUAUAUAUAUAUAUGCAUACACUUACUCACACUCACUCACACUCGCUCACAUUACAACUAACUAUACACCUUGACACACGCCUACGUACACUAAUGAAAGAAAACAAUUUCAAUUAAAAGCACAAACAAUAAAACAGUUGAUCAACUGACAACAGCAGCAGCAGCAACAACAAUGAUAAGAACAACAAGGACAAACCGUUAUGAUGGCAUAUACAUGUAGAAAAAAAACAGAAGAAGAAAAAAAAAAAAACCACAAUAUACUUAUAAUUAUAAUUCUUAUUAUUCCAAUUUGUCUCAUAUGCAUACAUAUUUAUAGAAAAAAUAAUUUGCAUAAA
Messenger RNA from Glossina fuscipes, 2614 nucleotides. Its product is annotated as cilia- and flagella-associated protein 251-like. The record is from RefSeq and is a predicted model, not a curated record. The coding region runs from base 358 to 1623 and encodes 421 amino acids. NCBI's taxonomy places the organism in Eukaryota, Metazoa, Arthropoda, Insecta, Diptera, Glossinidae. The transcript has 3 exons.